CAAAAAAAACACCAGUACGAAAAUUUUUAUCAUCCUCCUUCAACGAAACGGAGAGGGCAAUGAACGAUAUGACUACCGGAGAUUCUAUUGUAAUGCAUUUAGGAAAUACUGAGACUGUUUUUAAGAAAGGAACUUGGUCUUUUGAAACGGGAGUAGUUGGCUCUAUACAAAAGGAAAAUUAUAAAUUACGGAAACAAAUUCAACAAUUAGAAGAGGAAAAGAAUUUAUUACAUUUAAAAUAUGAAAUUUUACUAAAUUUGUGUACUCAAGCAACGGUAGAAAGCCAUUUAAAAGAUUGUGAAAUUGAAUCUUUAAAGAAGAUUAGCUAAUAAAUAUAUUUGA
Messenger RNA from Chrysoperla carnea, 342 nucleotides. It is a transcript of the gene Cby, whose product is annotated as protein chibby homolog 1. Bases 60 to 329 code for a protein of 89 amino acids. The record is from RefSeq and is a predicted model, not a curated record. The transcript has 3 exons. Lineage: Eukaryota; Metazoa; Arthropoda; Insecta; Neuroptera; Chrysopidae.